AUGGCAGCCCGAUCUCCUGCAUCUUCGUCAGUCGCGCCCGUAAAGCGAAAGCCCGCAGAUAUUUCAGCCUCUUCAGCCUCUGCCGCAUCUGUACAAAUCGUCCCGGCAUCUUCCUCUAGCCCCGCGGCCGCCCCUCCUUCUGGUUCCAGCUCUUCUUCCCGUGCUCCAGUCACCGCAGCCACCACCACCGGCACCACCCUGACAACAGCCAACAGCACCAUGAACAACAAUCACAACAACCACAAUCACAACCACAACCACAGCAACAGCUUUUCCAGUUCAGUGCCUCUCGGACCCUCUUCUGGUGCUUCACAACUACCGCUUGGAUCCUCGGGUUCCGCUAAGUCCCUCGGACCACCGCACUUUUCAGUUGCCGGUGGAAGCGGUAAUGGUGGGCCAUCAACAUCCUACAAGACCUACUCCUCCGUGGCCUCUUCUCAACCCCCAGUACGCGCGCAAAACACUGGCACCACCACUCCUGCGGGUUCAGGGGCACACCACCCAACUGCUUCGGCCGCAGGAGUUGCAGGUGUAGGUACUAAUCCCACUUUUGAAAAUGUAGCCCAAAGACACUCGGCUACUGGUGCUGGUGCUGCUCCUCAGCAAACAUCUCAGGCUCAUUUGCAACAGCCCAUAGCCCCGGUCGAAGUCAAGAUCUUUAGUGCGCAUGGCAAACGCAUUCUCUGCGUGGCUGAAAUCCGUGGUAAGCUCUCAAAGCUUAAUGCCAUGGCAAAGAAGUACAAUGCUUCCUGCAUCAUCCAUUCAGGGAACUUUGGGUUCUUUGAUUCAAAUUCCAUCAGCAGAAUAUCUUUAAAAAUUAUAAAACAACUCUGUGUCUUUUCUCCUCUCUUAGAUACCAAGACUCUCCCCCAGGAUCCAGAGGAAAUCAAAAAGACCAUCGCCCCAGAUUCCCUUUCAGAACUCCCCAGCUUCCUCUCUGGUGCCCAGCGUCUUAACGUCCCCGUUUAUACCAUCUAUGGCGCCGCAGAAGAUCUUACUGUUCUGGAAAAGUUCAAGGAAGGCACUUACAAAGUCCCCAACCUUUACAUUAUAGAUGAGGCCACCACCCAUGCCAUACAAACUCCUUCUGGCUUGACUCUUCGACUCUUUGGUCUCGGAGGGUCUUUUGUCAAUCACCGUCUGUUUGACCAUGGUGACGGUACACUCUCCAUCGCCGGUUCUCCUGGUGUCAUGUGGACCACAGUUCUGCAAAUGGGCCAGCUCAUUUCAACAGUCAAAAGAUCCUUUGAUCCCACAGAAGUACGCAUCUUUGUGUCCCAUCCAUCUCCAUCUCGUGAAGGUCUUUUGGCUCAGCUCGCUCUUUCUCUUCGUUCAGACUUUACAAUCUCUUCAGGGCUCCAUUUCCUUUAUGGAUCUUCUUUCAAUGAAACUUCCGCGCUUCCAUCCAUCGACCACUUUAAGGGUCUCUUGGCUUCCUCCCGCGCUCAAUUUAUGGAGCUCUGGAACGCUGUCAAGACUCCACUUUUCAGUCUUGUUGACGAAGCACAGAAGCAACAGCUCAUGUUGGCCUACGAAACUUUUGAAGCAAUGCCUGUUUCUCCAGCAGAUUCUAAAUCUACCACCACUAACCCUUCAGCCAACCCAUCCACAGCAAACCUUUCUCACCAUCAACCAUUAGACUACAUUGAGGUGGCUUUCAGAAACAUGUGGCAUUUCAAUCUCUGCGACGCAGAAUAUGGUGCCCUUGUUCUUAAUGUUGCUGGUGGACGCGUCUCUAGCGAAUCCUACUCCGAAGGCUUUAAUUUCCAGUAUAGAUUCCCCCGUGCUCAAACUGCCGGAAUAACCGCUACCACUGCUAUUGUGUCAGUACCAAACUCAAACAGCAAUAAUCAACAAGCUACAGCAGCCACUCAAGCAGCACAACAGAUAACUACACCCACAACCACAGCUGCAACUCUCAAUACUUCUCUGGAUAAAUCUUCGCGGUACCCUGCAAAGUCUAUCUUGAAAAACAACUCAUCAGCCACAUCCACAUCUCCAUCUUCAAAGCUGGAAUCAAAAAGACCCGUCCAAACUGUACCUGCUGUUGCCGAAACCACCCUCCCCAAUGGCGAAAUUGUAGAGCUCCCCGGUGUUUGGGUCCCCAACGGUCUCCCCGGCCGCGAAGAGGUUCAAAACUACUUCCAUCCAGAUGACCAAAAGAACAUUCGCGCCAUUGUUCUUAAAGACAACUACAUGAACCGCGACAAGAUGUUUGCGCUUGUUUACUUUUCUACCGAAGAGCAAGCCAUUCGCUCACUGGAACGUAUCAACAGGGAAAAGGCAGGCAAGGCAUCCAUUAUUAAAAGUGGUGGCGGCAGCAGCACUUCCGGAGGAUCUCGAAGCGAGGGCAGAUCAGCACCUCUUUCUUCCACUUCAUCGUCUUUAGGUAUCACCAACGGACGCGGCAGUCAUCGUAGUGGCCCUAGUACUAGCAGUUCGACUGCUGGUAACAGUAGUAGUAAUAGCAGCUGGGGUCCUUCAUUGUCGUUAUCAUCAUCCUCGUCACGCGGUAGAGGCGGAUUACACCGUGGCCGCAGUGAAAGAGGCGAACCGCGACACUCCACACGUGGAAGCGGCCGCUCGGCGCCGAGCGGUAGCGUGGGAUCUUCGACAACCUCAUCAUCUCCUGCUGCUUCUGCGUCAACCCAGUCAGCGUCUGAAUCUGCGUCCGCGUCUUCGACUGCAACCAGCCCUAGCUCUGCCCCCACCAAAAGUGAGCCUGCAGCUGUUGCCAAUAAGGCGUAA
Molecule: messenger RNA, 2748 nt
Organism: Magnusiomyces paraingens
Lineage: Eukaryota; Fungi; Ascomycota; Dipodascomycetes; Dipodascales; Dipodascaceae
Exons: 2
Coding region: 1-2748 (915 amino acids)
Source: RefSeq, a predicted model, not a curated record